Messenger RNA from Contarinia nasturtii (swede midge), 693 nucleotides. RefSeq lists its product as uncharacterized. The record is from RefSeq and is a predicted model, not a curated record. The coding region runs from base 49 to 693 and encodes 214 amino acids. NCBI's taxonomy places the organism in Eukaryota, Metazoa, Arthropoda, Insecta, Diptera, Cecidomyiidae. Gene Ontology annotation, biological process: phospholipid metabolic process; arachidonate secretion. The transcript is spliced from 2 exons.
UCUUGAAAAUAAACAAAAAUUAAACGAUUACAAGAGAAAUUUUUCAAUAUGAAAUACCUUUUGUACUUUGCACUUUUGUUACUUGUAAUUCGAUUGAAUUUUGCAUUUCCUGUCGGUAUGUAUGAUGAAUACAACGAAUUUGAGGAUAAUUAUGAUUACGAUGAUGAUCCGUGGUAUACUUAUGAUUUACCUAAAUCUGAUACACCCGAUGUUCAUUCUAUUCAUAAGAAAGACAAUAUCAACAAACCAAUAUUCAAUCCACGGAAACGGCGAGACCGACGCAAACAACUUCGAGCAUCGUACACUGAGCUACACACCUUGCAAUAUUGUUGGAAUCAGCAUGAUAGUUGCGAUAGCAUCGGUGCACAAGAUACUAAAUAUGGUCUAACAAAUAGCGAAAAUCGUCGAUUCUGGCAUUGCAAUUGUGAUAUGGAAUUUUACCAUUGUUUGCAUCGCGUUAAUUCAACACUUUCAAAUAAUAUCGGUGAAAUGAAUUUUAACUACAAUUAUCGUUGCUAUCGUUUUGAUAUGAAAAUUAAGAAAUGCAACGAAUAUGCCACAAAUCCCCAUACCCUGCAAGAACGUUGUAUCCAAUAUCAAUUGAAUUUAAAUUCACCGAGAAAAACUCAAUGGUUCGAUUUACCGUUUUAUUCAGGAAAAACAUUAAAACAUCCGUUGUUUGUUGUAGGUUAA